Pleuronectes platessa (European plaice) is the source of this 5105-nucleotide messenger RNA. It is a transcript of the gene zdhhc9, whose product is annotated as zinc finger DHHC-type palmitoyltransferase 9. Gene Ontology annotation, biological process: protein targeting to membrane; peptidyl-L-cysteine S-palmitoylation. The record is from RefSeq and is a predicted model, not a curated record. Gene Ontology annotation, molecular function: protein-cysteine S-palmitoyltransferase activity. Bases 621 to 1811 code for a protein of 396 amino acids. Gene Ontology annotation, cellular component: endoplasmic reticulum; Golgi apparatus. Lineage: Eukaryota; Metazoa; Chordata; Actinopteri; Pleuronectiformes; Pleuronectidae. The transcript is spliced from 10 exons.
GCGUGUUUCCUGCUGCCAUUGACGGAGGAGCUGGAUCUUGCGGGAGGGAGGGAGAGAGAGAGAGAGAGAGAGAGAGAGGAGGAGAAAAACCUGCUCAUCUGACACAUCCACGUUCCUCCUCCACUCGAACCGCGGUUAUUCCUGAUUAUUACUAUUUAUUUGACGGCGUCCGGGUCAUAGUCUGAUUCCCGAGGAACGAGAAGCGGCCGGAUCGAACCAUCGUUUAUGAUUCAGCCAGAUAUUAUAUGAAUGUCAACCGGUCAAGGUCCGAUCCGCUGGAUUCUCAGGCUCCUUCUUCUGCGACUUCCUCACGCGUUUUGGUGAAUUCCUCCUGAUCAAUAUUCAGUAAUAAUCCUUGAUAAUAAUCCCGUGUGACCCCGUGUGGACGGUGCGGAGGGGCGGACACGGAUUGUUUGAGCAGCGUGGGAGCUCCACACUGGGGAUGACAUGCUGCGGUAAAAACUGGAAACUGGGAAUAAUAUGGAUUAGGAGACGCUGAUGAUGUGACUGCGACACUUGAGGAAAGAACAUGCUGGUCGGUCCUCCCGUGCAGAAAUCUGUCACAACACUAAUUUAACAGCUGACGUUCACCCAGAGAUCGGAUCCGACGAGAGGACACCAUGUCGGCGGUGAUGAUCACGCGAAAGGUGCGAAAAUGGGAGAAGCUCCCGGGGAAGAACACGUUCUGCUGCGACGGCCGGGUGAUGAUGGCCCGGCAGAAAGGAGUCUUCUACCUGACCCUGUUCCUCAUCGUCGGGACCUGCUCCCUGUUCUUCGCCUUCGAAUGUCCAUACCUGGCUCUGCAUCUGUCUCCCUUCAUCCCAGUCUUCGCUAUCGUGCUCUUCCUCUUCGUCAUGGCCAUGUUGUUGAGGACCAGCUUCAGUGACCCCGGGGUUCUGCCACGGGCCCUCCAAGAGGAAGCCACAUUCAUCGAGAUGGAAAUAGAGGCCGCCAACGGGAACGUGCCCGCGGGUCAGCGGCCUCCACCGCGGAUCCGCAACGUCCAGAUCAACAACCAGAUCGUCAAGCUCAAGUAUUGUUACACCUGCAAGAUCUUCAGACCUCCUCGAGCGUCUCACUGCAGCAUCUGUGACAACUGUGUCGACCGUUUCGAUCACCACUGUCCCUGGGUGGGCAACUGUGUGGGCAAGAGGAACUACCGAUACUUCUACCUGUUCACCCUGUCGCUCUCCCUGCUCACCAUUUACAUCUUCACCUUCGACAUCGUCCACGUGGUCAUGCGCUCGGUGGAUAAAGGCUUUCUGAACACUUUGAAAGAAACACCUGGAACUGUGCUGGAGGUGCUGGUGUGUUUCUUCACCCUGUGGUCAGUGGUGGGACUGACCGGCUUCCACACCUACCUGAUCUCCCUCAACCAGACCACCAACGAGGACAUUAAAGGGUCAUGGUCUGGGAAGAACCGAGUCCAGAACCCGUACAGCCACAAGAACAUCUUCAAGAACUGCUGUGAGGUUCUGUGUGGGCCGGCCUACCCCAGCGUCUUGGACAGAAGAGGACUGCAGGAGGACUCGCCGGCUCCUGCGUCGACUGCUGCACCGAACAACAGCAACAACAGCAGCAGCAGCAGCCCGGAGCCACAAGCCAUGCAUGCUGUCCUCUGCCUACAGAAAACCACGGCUCCGCUCAUCUUCAACGAGCACACGCCCGAGGACGCCAAGCCGAGCCUCGGUGCCCCGGCCCAGAAGAGCCCCUCGCCCAAAGAGGAGCACCCCCCGCCGUCCAAGGUCCCGCCCCUGGCUUCUCCAGAGCCCGACGUGGACGCGUCCAACAUCAAGGACAAGUCCCAUUAGCUGUGUGAGGGGGGGCGGGCCCUGAUUGCGGCCACUCCCCCUCCCCCAGAAACCUGCCUGGACAGGAAGUGGAACAUUAAUAAUCAAUGUCUGUUACUGUGCGGGUGACUCAGUUACUCUCCGGCUCCGGCCCCACAUCCAACCAGAAGGGUCUCUGCUGCGGCCCCUCCUCGCCCCCCCUCCCUCAGCAGGCGCUGCAGAGCUGUUUGACUGACUCCUGCAGGAGGGGGGGGGGGGGUGAUUUAAUGUUGAGUCAGCAGCUUCCUCUGACUCCGGAACACUGCAUGCAAAAGACCCGCAGGUGGAGACGCCGCUGGGAAAUCUGCAAAAAAACAAGAACACUCCAAAAGCGAAUGACUUUCCCUGUGGCUCACCUGUGGGCUCCUCUGUCAGACUCUUCUCUUCUUUAUUUAAAGUUGCAUAAUGACAUUUAUCGUGAGAGGCCAGUUCAUAUAUACUCCUUGCAAGUGUCUGGCAGGACAAUAAUACUUCUGGACAUGUAAACACCAAACAUACUGUCGGCUUUCGUUGUGUGCACAUUACAUGUCCUAUGCAAACCAUGAGGAGGCAGGACAGGCUACCGCUGAAGGUGUGUGAGUGGACGGGACGUCCGUGCAGGGGGGGGGGGGGACAGGCCAGUCCUCAGCUGAGCUGUUCCUAAAGGCUCCUUCCAGGCAAAUGUAAAUCGACCUUUCCAGUCCGAUUCUGCUGCAUCAGUACUGUUAUUACUUAUCUUCUUUUUUUUUUUACGUGAUCUGAUCCAGGCCAACUCCUGUCCUUCCACUUUUUUCUAAAUGUGAGGCUGCAGUGUGACGCCGGUGCUCUGAGUGACGCGGCUGCUGCGUGAAAGGUCUGACCUCUGGUGAUCGUAGACACUUGUAGUAACAGUGCCUUAUCGCAACAGUUGCACUACGAAAUGCAACUUGGGUCGAGCAGCAGAGACAAACCUUCACAGGUCAGAGCCGCUCAUACGCAGGUCAGUCGAGUGCUUCUCAACCAGGGGGGUCGGGAGACACAGCAAAGAUCAUGAGGAGAUUAAAGUGAAAGUUUCAUAUUGGGGGGGGGGGGAAGAAACACUCUUUAUUUGGUAAAACAUCAACAACCAACCACAAUUUGUUGUUUCACCAACUGGAGCUCUAUCUUGACUCUCUAACAUUUCAGUAUUUGCACAACUUAGACAAACAGUGAGAGGUGCUGGCACUUAAAUGCAGAAUCAUCCAACUCUCAGCAGAACUGUUAAUACGAUUAUUUCCACCCCCCCGAUAAUGAAAAACGAAUUAGGUUUCUUCCGGGAAAGUAUUAGAAAGAUAAAAUCUUAACGAGGAGAAAUUCACAACUGGAAGAUAAAUUCCGCCUGUGACCAGUAGAUAAAGUUGUGUGUGUGUGUGUGUGUGUGUGUGUGUGUGUGUGUGUGUGUGUGUGUGUGUGUGUGUGUGUGUGUGUGUGUGUGUGUGUGUGUGUGUGUGUGUGUGUGUGUGUGUGUGUGUGUGUGUGUGUGUGUGUGUGUGUGUGUGUGUGUGUGUGUGUGUGUGUGUGUGUGUGUGUGAUCUUGCGAGUCCUCACUGUUGAGAAUCACUGAUUUAAGAGAAAAAGAGAUAAAACGCUUGAAUUAUAGAUUGAAGUGUCCUGAAAGCUUCUCAGCUGACGAGAGAAGACGAGCGACAUCAGCAGGUUGUUGUUGUUGUUGUUGUUGUUUUUUUACCUAUUUGAAGCUGAACUGUGGCCAAGUGUUAAUUAUUGUGCCUGCGAGCUCGAGCGCCUCCUCCUGUGAAUCACAUCAGAGCCGAUCUUCCUCAGAGUCCUCUCUCUCUCUCUCUCUCUCUCUCUCUCUCUCUCUCUCUCUCUCUCUCUCCCCCUGCCAUCUUCUGCCUUUUCAUACUCGUCUUCUCACAUCUGCGCUGUGACAGUGAACUCCUUCCACGGCAGCUGUCUCGGGCAGACGUGCACACAUCCUCUCCUUUCACACAUCUGUGUCUUUCAGACGGAGCGCAGCCUUUGGUGCGAGAAUCGAGAAAUUGUUUUUGUUUUGCUCGAGGGGGGGGAGAGAGAAGAAGAUCCACUCAAGGCAAACUGAGAGAAAGUGAAAUUCUUAGUAUUUAAAUGAUUUUAGCAGAUAGCGAGAGUUUGUCUUAUAGUGAUUGUGUUUAUAUGCAAGACAGAGUUGGUGUUUGUGAAAUAUACCUGUGUAGAAAUCCUUAGUGUGUUCAACGGCGUCGUGUGGGACUCUGAAACCUGCCCGGGAGGAGUUAUGAUCAGAGCCCCGGUCACAAGUCCUCCUCAAUCUCCUGAAGAACUAACUCCAGACACACGAGCGAGGAAGAAGCAUUUAGAGAAGAAGGGAUGGGCGGCAGCGGUAGGAGGAUUUUUUUCAUGGAGCCGUUUGAAGCUCAUGACUGAUAGUAGAUACUUAUUAAAAAAAUGAUUAUAGGCCUGAAAGUACCAUGUCUUUCAUUACUGAUUCAUCUGUGGAUGGUUUUCUUGAUGAAAUGAUUGUUUGCUCUGUAUAAUGGUGAAAUAAUAGUGAAUGUCCAAACCCCCCAAAAUACAUUUUAUCAUGAGAAAAUAAGCAAAUACUCACAGUUAGAAAAAAAACAACUGGAAGGACAUUUUGUAAAAAUAUUUUUUAAUAUUUUGUUGGAAAAUCGCUAAACAAACAAUUGAUCAUUAGAAUAGUCGUCGAUACAUUUUCUGUUGAUGAUCAACUCACUCUUCCAGCUCUAGAUUCUUCCUUUUAUUUAUUUGUAUUGUCUUUUAGGAGGGAUGGGUGACGUGACCACUGGGAGAUGCUGUAACGUCUGUGGCAGUAUUGUUUCUGUGAAGUCAAGAAAUGUAAUUACUGAAUAUUUUGUUUCCCUCCAGAAAUCAAAAAGAAAAAACCAAGAGCACUUUGGUAGAUUUGUCAUCGAGGGUGUUUGAGGAGCGUUUGUAUCGAUGGCUUCGUGUCGCUGUCACCGAGAACAAGAAUGUAUGUGACCGAUAGAAGAAGGGACGUUUGUGUUGAAGCAGAUUUUAAAGGGAAAGUUGAACUUGUUUUAUUUUUAGCUGUGUAGGUUUUGCAGGCUGACGAGCGGAGCUGUCGUCCCUGAGACUCCUUUGUUGGAAUGACCUGACCUGGGAUCAGACCUGAACCAAGCUCUGGUCCGUGUGUUGCAUCGUGUAAACAGAGACAGAACGAGCUCUUAUUUAUGUUCACUUUUAGUAUCAACACUGUGAUUCGACGUGUUUCAUUUUGAUUUACUUCACUUCUUUUUACAUGAUCAAUGUGUCUGGUAAAUAAACAAUAUUGUCUUAUUA